Molecule: messenger RNA, 1104 nt
Organism: Cephus cinctus (wheat stem sawfly)
Lineage: Eukaryota; Metazoa; Arthropoda; Insecta; Hymenoptera; Cephidae
Product: esterase FE4-like
Exons: 6
Source: RefSeq, a predicted model, not a curated record
UCAAGGUCGACCUACCCAAAGGUACCUUGCAAGGGUUAAAAACGCGGACUGUGUUAAAUGGCGUCACUAUGUACAGCUUCAAGGGCGUAAGAUACGCAGCCCCCGCAACUGGUGUACAUAGAUUCUCUGUUGCUCGAGAGGUCGCGCCCUGGAUUGGUGAUUACGAUGCAACCCAACACAAAUCAAGAUGCCCUCAGAGAUGCGCUUCAGCUUUUAAAUACAUCAUUGGAAAUGAUGAUUGUUUAUUCUUGAACGUCUACACAUCCACUCUUGAUUGUAAAGCUGGUCUACCAGUGAUGUUUUGGUUGCAUGGUGGAUCCUUCAAUUUUGGUAACGGCGACAGUGACGUGUAUGGACCCGAUUAUCUUAUCGAAAAUGGCGUCGUAUUGGUCUCGAUAAAUUACAGACUGGGUCCAAUAGGAUUCCUCAGCACAAGAGAUGCUGCUGCUCCAGGCAACGUGGGUCUUAAGGAUCAAAUUGCUGCUUUGAGGUGGGUCAAGCGCAAUAUUCGUUACUUUGGUGGAGAUCCAAACCGGGUAACCAUCUUUGGUGAUGCUGCUGGUGCUGGUUCUGUACAGUAUCAUAUGAUCUCACCACUCUCUGCUGGUCUCUUCGCCCAUGCCAUUGCUCAGAGCGGUACCGUCAUGACUACCUGGGCCAUUACCUACAACUCUACCAAAGAUUCCUUUGCUCUAGGAGCAGCAUUCGGAAUCAAUACCAAUAAUUCAACCGAACUUGUCGAAGGAUUAUUGAAAAUUAAUAGUACCGCCCUUGUUCAAAUGGCAAACAAAUUGUCUAGAGAGACGGAGGGUAUGUCAGGAGGUCAUUACCUUUUCAAACCCUCAGUAGAAGUUAACGUGGGUCAGGAAAUAUUCCUGCCGGCUGAUCCUUGGCAACUUCUAAAGACUGGUCGAAUUAAUGACGUUCCAUACAUGAUGGGUUUCAAUCAGGACGAGAUGAUCAUAGGCGCUAACAGUAUCGCAAAUGUGGAUUACUAUAAUAGUCACUUUGAAGGAUUUCUUCCAACUGAUCUUAAUCUUACAAGAGGCGCAGUACUUGACACUGACAUUACACUAGUGAGAAAUUUCUAUUUCAAUGGAAAGA